AUGAGAUAUGCUCCCAGAUUUUAUUCGAAGAAAGGCCAAAAGUUUCGUCUUAUGGUCACUGGUUCCAGUUGUACUGGAUAUCAAUCCUGUAUUAAUGCUCUCUGCGAAAAAAGGAUCUUAGACGAGCAAUUGGAGGUGAAUCCUGAAGAAGCUCACCUGGAAAGACCAUUAGAGAUUAUAGAACAUGAAGCAGACAUCCAAGGAGAAGAAUUCCGUGUUGCUUUAACUGUUAUUGAAGUCUGUGGAUUUGGCGAUAUGCUUGAUAGAUCCUCAAACUUUGAUGUUGUAACCGAGUACUUGGAAAAUCAGCUUGACCAAGUUUUAGUUGAGGAGUCCAAGAUUCGAAGAAAUUCUAAAUUUGUUGAUAAGAGAGUGGAUGCUUUACUCUACUUCAUUGAGCCGUAUGGGCAUUGUUUAUCUGAAUUUGAUUUAGAAGCAAUGAGACGCUUUUCCAAGAGAGUCAACGUUAUACCUGUCAUUGGAAUUGCUAAUGCCUUCACAAGGGAAGAAUUGAGGUCUUUCAAGCGAAGGAUUCUUCAAGAACUCGUAGAUGAGAACAUUCAUGUCUUUGACUUCCCUUACGAUGAAGACGAAGAUGAAGAUGAGGUUGUUGAAGAAAAUAAGCGACUCCAAUCGCGUCUUCCAUUUGCGGUGUCUGGUGCCGCAGUCGGCGAUAAUUUACAGGAUUUCGACGAGCUUGCCAAACAUUUCCCAUGGGGAAUUUUUAACAUUGACGAUCCAUCGCACUCCGACUUUGUAGAUUUGAAAACCACUUUGUUCAUCUCUCACUUACAACAUCUGAAGUUUAUUACUCAACAAUAUUACUAUGAAACCUAUCGUACAGAAAGGCUUUCUAAUGCUUCAUUGUCCUCUAAUUCUUCGUAUGUUAAUUCCUUGAAACUCUCGACUCAGGUACUAACUAAGUAUAGGCAUUUGCUAGUCGACCACGAAGAAUCCAAACAAAGUGGAUUGAAACCUCAUGAAACGAAUGAAUUUGAAAUCUAUGAACAAACCUCUCAUGCACCAAUUAGUUCUCAAUCGUCAGUCAAACAUGCGCAGUCGAAGUCGGGUAUUAAUUCUGCUUCACCAAGUAUUAAAUCUAAACAAACUUUACAAAAGAGAGACUCUAUUAAAUCUACAACAUCAAGUAAAAUUAAAAUUCCUCAUGUUGAAACGAGUUUGCGUGAAUUUCCCCAAAGGAAUUCUUCCAAGAGAAACGCCCAGGUUAACGAAAUUGGUGAAACCAAAGUGCUACAAUCGGACGACGUUGCUCACGGUCGCUUUGAAAACGUUCCCUGUACCAGUACGAAAUAA
Molecule: messenger RNA, 1314 nt
Organism: Schizosaccharomyces osmophilus
Lineage: Eukaryota; Fungi; Ascomycota; Schizosaccharomycetes; Schizosaccharomycetales; Schizosaccharomycetaceae
Gene: spn7
Product: meiotic septin Spn7
Exons: 4
Coding region: 1-1314 (437 amino acids)
Biological process (GO): cytoskeleton-dependent cytokinesis
Cellular component (GO): septin complex; microtubule cytoskeleton; cell division site
Molecular function (GO): GTP binding; GTPase activity; molecular adaptor activity
Source: RefSeq, a predicted model, not a curated record